Molecule: messenger RNA, 954 nt
Organism: Protobothrops mucrosquamatus (brown spotted pit viper)
Lineage: Eukaryota; Metazoa; Chordata; Lepidosauria; Squamata; Viperidae
Product: olfactory receptor 4Q3-like
Exons: 1
Coding region: 1-954 (317 amino acids)
Biological process (GO): G protein-coupled receptor signaling pathway
Cellular component (GO): membrane
Molecular function (GO): olfactory receptor activity; G protein-coupled receptor activity
Source: RefSeq, a predicted model, not a curated record
AUGUUCAUGAAUGUCUCCAGAGUCACAGAGUUCGUCUUCCUAGGACUUUCCAGAUCUCGUCCCAUCCAGCUCCUUCUAGCGGUCUUGGUCAUCAUGUGCUACUCUGCCAUUCUACUGGGCAACCUUUUCAUUGUAUUGACGGUGCAUAUAGAUCCACGCCUUCUAAAGUCACCCAUGUAUUUUUUCUUAGCCAAUUUAUCCAUCAUCGAUACUGCUUUGGGUUCAGUGGUUGUUCCCAAGGUGGCAACAGAUCUGAUCACCUGUGGCAGGGCUAUCUCAUUUGGGGGCUGUAUGUCUCAGCUCUUUUUUCUACACUUCCUUGGAUGUUCAGAGAUGUUUCUUCUUACCCUCAUGGCCUACGAUCGCUAUGUGGCCAUUUGCCAUCCAUUGACAUAUACAACCAAGAUGAACCGCCCACGCUGCAUUAGACUGUUGUGUUGGUGUUGGGCUGGAGGCCUCCUUCACUCUGGCAGCCAGCUGUUCCUGGUGCUGCGGCUGCCAUUCUGUGGACCAAAUGAACUGGACAAUUUCUUUUGUGAUGUUCCACAAAUAGUCAAACUGGCUUGUGCUGAUACCCAAGUGACUGAGAUACUCAUGGUGGCCAAUAGUGGCCUGAUCUCUCUGGUUUGUUUCAUCAUCUUGCUGAUCUCCUAUGGCAUCAUCCUGAGCACGCUUCAAGGCCGCUUCAAGGAGAGUGGAGGGAAGGCUCUGUACACCUGCAGCUCUCACCUGACAGUGGUCAGCCUUUUCUUCCUACCUUGCCUCUUUGUGUACCUUGUCCCCAUUUUCAGCGCCAGUCUGGACAAGGUAGCAUCCAUAUUUUAUACCACAAUCACUCCUUUUCUUAAUGCUAUGAUAUACACUCUACGAAAUCGGGAAAUGAAAGAGGCAAUGGGCCGUAUGACUAAGAAAUACAUUUUUACCCACUGGUUUCAGAAGGAAGGAAAAACAUAA